CGGUGGCUCCAGGGAGAGGCCCGGCAGCCGGAGAACAGCUCAUUGCUGUGGGACGGAGACUCGGAGCCGGGCGUUCGUUGCCCCUCGAAUUGAAGAUCCGCGAUGGUAUCGUUUCUUGUCGCCCAAGUGGGUUUUUGGGCAAUGUGGACGAUAGCGAUCAAGGUUCACCUGGAUCCCAUAACACUCCAAAUUACCAUUCCUAGGCAUUGUCUUGACCGAGGUGAAAUAGAGUUGGCGGAUGAAGUCCUCGGCAGACAGCGAAUGCGUUCAUCAGACCACGUAUGUACGGAUAGACUAAUACAGCCCUGCUUGGCUAGAUGGCGAAAUCGUCAUCUCCCCAAUCUCGCUGCAGGGCGCAGGCCACCUCGCCAUCUGCCUGAUCUCUUGACGAACUGCAGCAUCGAGCAACCGAACGCCCUGGUUUAAAACGGGGCCGUGGAUGCAGUCUCAGAUACACAUGACCGGAGGCGGAGGGGCACGGAAGGUGGAAGGUUCUGGUGGCCUGGCUCG
Molecule: messenger RNA, 510 nt
Organism: Colletotrichum phormii
Lineage: Eukaryota; Fungi; Ascomycota; Sordariomycetes; Glomerellales; Glomerellaceae
Exons: 1
Coding region: 103-426 (107 amino acids)
Source: RefSeq, a predicted model, not a curated record